Coccomyxa subellipsoidea C-169 is the source of this 1392-nucleotide messenger RNA. Its product is annotated as putative AMP-binding enzyme. The record is from RefSeq and is a predicted model, not a curated record. The coding region runs from base 1 to 1392 and encodes 463 amino acids. The transcript is spliced from 11 exons. NCBI's taxonomy places the organism in Eukaryota, Viridiplantae, Chlorophyta, Trebouxiophyceae, Coccomyxaceae.
AUGUGGAAGCAUGGCAAGUCCCCCAUGGAUCCUGCGGAGGACACAGUACUGAUAUUUGAUGUGGAUCUGGCCGAAUUGAUCGCAAAGCUGGCACCCAAGCUGCACACCGUCAAGAAGUACAUCGUGCUCACCGACAGGGGCUGCAUGCACAGAGCAUCGGAUCGUGCUGACAAGGGGGCAUGGAUUUCUCAGGAAGCAGCGGGGCUGAAGGGCGCUCUGUGCUAUGAGGAGCUCCUGAAGCGAGAGAGGCCACGAUUGCACAGCUUCCAAUGGGUCAAGGUAGAUGAGAACGCCGCCUGCGGCCUGUGCUACACUUCAGGCACCACAGGACGGCCAAAGGGUGUGCUGUACUCACACAGAGCAAAUUUCCUCCACGCCUUCACUGUGUCAAUGCCGGACGCCUCUGCCAUGACCAGCGCCACCACUGUGCUGGCAGUGGUGCCCGCCUUCCACGCCAACUGCUGGGGCCUGCUCUUCUCUGCCCCUUUGGUGGGCGCCAAGCUCGUCAUGCCAGGUCCCCUGUUGGACGGAGCCUCGCUGUACCAGCUUCUAGAGGAGGAGCGGUGCACCCUCAGCGCAGCAGUGCCCACAGUCUUCAUGGGGCUGCUGCAGUACUUGAGGGACACCAAGCAGCGGCUGACACACCUCAAGACAAUCACCAUCGGCGGCGCUGCAUGCCCAGCUCUUCUGAUCCAGGCCUUCCAGGAGGAGUAUGGGGUGGAGAUGAGGCACAUGUGGGGGAUGACCGAACUCUGCCCCAUAGGCACUGUGGCUGGCUUCAAGGGCACCCUUCCGCCACUCAGCAAAGAGGGAAAGCUCGCGCUGCAACUGAAGCAGGGGCGGGUGACCCCCUUUGUGGACAUGCGCAUAGUGGACGACGAAGGGCAGGAGCUGCCGAGGGACGGGAAGGCAUACGGCGAGCUGCAAGUGCGCGGGCCGCAUGUCAUCCAGCGCUACUACCGGCAUGAUGAGGACGCGGUGGACAGCGACAAGUGGUUCAACACUGGCGACGUGGCCACCCUCGACCCGUACGGGCACAUGCAGAUUACGGACCGGUCCAAGGACGUCAUAAAGAGCGGCGGCGAGUGGAUCUCCUCCAUCGAGCUUGAGAACAUCGCUGUGUCCCACCCAAAGGUGAUAGAGGCCGCUGUGAUAGGCAUCCCUGAUAAGAAAUGGACGGAGCGGCCUCUGUUGGUGAUUGUGCCCAAGCCAGGACAGCCAGUCAGCAGUGACGAGCUGUUGAACUUCUUCCAGGGCAAGACUGCCAGGUGGUGGAUCCCGGAUAAUGUGGUAUUUGUGGACGAGCUUCCUCACACUGCAACAGGGAAGCUGUCAAAGCUCACCCUGCGCAAGCAAUUUGAGAACUAUGAACCAAAGAAGGCCAAGUUGUGA